UCGGGGCGGUCUUGGGGAAAACACACGUGUUACACGCUCGCGAGAAUGGAAACAACACAACUCCUAGGGGAAGUUUCCCUCGAUCGAGCAAGAGUGACGUGAAAAUAAAAGCGCGGAGAGAGGGAAGAAUGGAAACAAAUGUAUAUUUCAAACCUCAAUAUCAAAAAAAGAGAGGUAUUUUACGAAAAUGUGCGAUUACAUACUUCGAAGUGCUGUGCGGUGAUUAUAACGGAAAUGAAAAAUAUAUGAAAUAUACACGAUGACUGAAAGUACAUUGGCUCUGUUUAAGUUCCGUUAAUCAGUUCAAUUGAAUAACGCAUUAAUACGUCCGAGGGGGUCAUCGUUUGGGGUUAAUCGCGAUGUCUACGCCAGACAUGAUGAACACAAUCGACGAGGCUGAGAAUGCUUGGCACGAGAUGUUGGAGUGUGAAGCGGGAUCGCUUUUGGGUCGUGUCGCCGACUUGGAGAAGCAGUCUUUGGCUCAAAGAGACGAGAUUGUCUGUCUUCGAGCGACUUUGGCGGAUGCUCUCAGGCGAAUCGCUCAAUUGGAGGGUCGUGAGAAGCGGGAGGAUGACAGAAAUGAAAGGAGAAACGAGAGAGGUCUCUCUUCGCCCUUGAGGAACGGACACGUUCCAUUUAGAAGUAACCAAAAUUCAGUUCCUUUGAAGGACAUAAGACUGCGACAAACGGCUUCACUUGGUUUGAGAAGUUCACCAUCGUCUGGAUCUGCUCACGACGUUAGAGACGCAAAUUCAAGUCCUCGACGACCUGGAAAUUAUACCUCACCAUCCCAACUUCCUCAGAGAAGAUCCGUCCACUAUCAAUCAACAAAUUCUCUACACUCUGACAGUCCGAGCAGUAGUAGCGUAUCUCCGGUGCCAUCACCCAGUCCUAGGGCUACGCCACUUCCUGCAGCAAGCAGAUCACCAAUAACAAGAACAAAUGGACCACCGCCUAGUAGUUUAAGAAGAGCAAAGAGAUGGUCAUCAACGGGCGAUUUUACCCACUCCCCUCAAUGUCCCGGAAAUAACAGUCAACUUGCCAGUUCUAGAUUGUCUGCCUCCACCAAAUCAUUGUUCAACCUCUUCAAGCCACCGGUGCCAAACAGCGUGAAACACGGCACUAGAGACAUGCAGUACAACGAGGAUGAAGGUACAGUGCGAAUAUACCUUCGAGGACGGCCAAUUGUCCUUUAUGUGCCUACUCCAUUGGCGGAUACCUACGAUCCCCAUAAGGUUAAUACACCACCUCAGAGCAAAUUGAAAUUAGACUGGGUCUACGGAUACAGAGGCAGAGACUGUAGAAAUAAUUUACAUCUCCUUCCAACGGGAGAAAUUGUCUAUUUUGUCGCCGGCGUUGUUGUUCUUUACAAUAUGGAGGUACACAGUCAAAGACAUUACAUUGGUCACACUGACGAUGUCAAGUGCAUGGCCAUACACCCUAAUAAAUUAGUUGUCGCCACUGGUCAAGUUGCUGGUGUCGAUCGAAACGCCAUGCCACACAUUAGGAUAUGGAAUUCAGUGAGUUUAACAACACUCUCAGUAAUCGGAAGCGGUGAAUUCGAUGGAUCAAUUUGCUGUCUCUCAUUCUCGAAAGCAGACGGGGGGAAUUUUUUGUGCGCCAUUGAUGAGACAGCGGAUCACAAUAUUUCCAUCUGGGACUGGCAGAAGGGUGAACGUGGUGUCAAAGUCACCGAGACGAAGUGUUCGGUUGAUACGGUGGUGUGCGCCGAAUGGCAUCCGCUGGAACGAAAUCAGAUUGUUUCGUGUGGCAAAGGACACGUUUCGUUUUGGUCCUUGGACAAUGGCGGUAUGCUUUACAAGAAAAUGGGUGUUUUCGAGAGUCGCGAGAAGCCAAGAUACGUGACUUGCGUUGCCUUCAAUCAAAAUGGUGAUGUCCUCACUGGCGACAGUAAUGGGAACAUUAUUGUUUGGGCGAGAGGAACAAAUACAAUUGCAAGGCUGGUGAAAAAUGUUCACGAGGGAUCGAUAUUUUCCAUGUGCGUUUUAAAGGACGGAAAUAUUGUCACGGGUGGUGGCAAAGAUGGAAUGCUUUAUCAUUUGGACGGGUCCUUGAAUAAAACUGGACAAAGUGCACAGAUCGAGGAUCAUUUUGGCGGAAUUCGCACAGUGAACGAGGGCAGGGGUUCUCAAUAUUUAGUGGGCACUACGAGAAAUUGCAUUUUGGUCGGCGAUAUGGAAAUGGAAUUUCAUCCAACUGUUUUGGGACACGCCGACGAGGUAUGGGGUUUGGCGUCGCAUCCAACUUUACCACAAUUUGCAACUGCAGCUCACGAUCGCUUAUUACAAAUGUGGGACAGUCUCAGUCACACUGUCGUUUGGAGCAAGGACAUCGGGGAACAAGCGCAGAGCGUUUGCUUUUCGCCAGACGGAAAUAUAUUGGUUGUCGGUUGCACGAAUGGAAAAUGGCUAGUGAUUGAUAGUGAGACAAGAGAAUUAUACAGUCAUCAUUCAGACGGUUCUGAGCCAAUUCAGAUAAUGAAAUUUUCACCUGACGGUUCAUUACUUGCUAUUGGUUCUCGGGAUAAUCAUAUUUACAUUUAUCAAGUGAGCGAGGAUGCGAUAAAAUACAGUCGAGUUGGACGUUGCAUGCCAAAGCGGAUUCGAAGACGCGGAGGACAUUCCAGUUUUAUAACUCAUUUAGACUGGUCGGCAGAUGGAAAUUAUCUUCGAAGUAAUAGCGGGGAUUACGAAUUACUUUACUGGAAUCCGGGAGUUUGCCGACAAAUUCCUCAAUCGUCAACUUUAAGGGAUGUCGAUUGGUCAACACAGAAUUGUGUUAUUUCUUUUGAAACAAUCGGUAUUUGGCCAGAUGGUGCAGACGGCACUGAUGUUAAUAAUUGUUCACGCAGCGGAGAUGGCAAGUUACUUGCCACUGGUGAUGAUUUUGGUAAAGUCAAGCUCUUCUCUUAUCCGGUUUGCCAACCAAAGUCACUCCACCAUUCUUAUGGAGGUCACUCGAGUCACGUGACAAAUGUCGCCUUUCUGCAGGAUGAUACCCGGCUUGCAUCAAUUGGAGGUGGUGAUACCAGCGUUUUACAGUGGGUUGUAAAUUAGAUUCGUUAAAAAAAAGAAGAGGAAGAAGAAGAAGAAGAAGAAUGACGGAAAUGACAUCACCGGAACUUUACGAUAACACUUCUUUUUUUUCUCCAAACUAAUCGAUAGAUGAAAAAUGGAGAAAGCGAAACGCGAAAUCACUUUCUUUCAACAUCAACAGGACGACGACUUUCGGUUUUGAACAGUGUUUCUCAACCGUCAUUUGUCCUCAUGAAGAAUGCAAUUUCGCUUUUUACAAAUAAGCAUAAUAUACGUUCGAUUGUAAAUAGAAAAAAAAAGAAUUUUUACUUCAGUUCAAUAACGUUUAGAAAACUUAGUAACGAACUCGAUAUUUGUAAGACAUAUUGAGUUGUUUAUUUCUCUAUUCAAUUUUUUUUUGUAAUUCAAACAAAGUUUGAAGGAACGAAAAAAUUUCUACGAAAAAAAUUAUUUACAAAAUGUUUUACAAAAAACGGUUUCAAAAUGAAUUUUUAGUAAAAUAGUAUUUUCACUUCGUUUUAAUUUUUUUCAAAAACGAAUUUGUCAAAUUAAAUAGUCAAAUUUUUACUAGAUUCUAUUUUCUUCUAAACUAAUUUACCAAAAUGGUAAAUUAUUAGUAUUUUCACUAUAGGUUAAAACUUAUAGUAAAAAUAACUUUUCGUUAAGUUAAUUUUUAAAAAAAUAAAUUUUUUCAUAAAUGAACUUAAAAAAAUUAUUUUCACUUAGAUUUUUUUUCCAAAUGAAUUUAUCAAAAUAGUCUUUUAAUUUUUAUUUAGUUUUUAUUUUUUCUUUCUCAAUUUUUAUUAUUUCGAAUAAAAAAAAGUGAAAAAAGUUUGACUUAGUCAUUCAACGAAAACUUCUACAAGAUUGCUACUAAAGAAAAAAAAUAAUAACUCAGACUUAAACUAAAUAAAAAUAAUUACCUCUCAAGGAACGAAAAUACUAUUUUUAGACAAAUUUUUAUGCACAAAGGAAGCAGUAAGCAGGAUUAAAAGAAAUUUCUGGUCGAUAUUUUAUAAUUAAAAUUCAGCAACUGUAAAAAUUUACAUCUAAAAUUGUCAAAUUGUGAAUCAAUUGUAAAAAUUAAAAAGAAAAAUUUAUGCCUUGA
Messenger RNA from Leptopilina heterotoma, 4164 nucleotides. Its product is annotated as echinoderm microtubule-associated protein-like 2. The coding region runs from base 360 to 3077 and encodes 905 amino acids. Gene Ontology annotation, molecular function: microtubule binding. Gene Ontology annotation, biological process: microtubule cytoskeleton organization. The record is from RefSeq and is a predicted model, not a curated record. NCBI's taxonomy places the organism in Eukaryota, Metazoa, Arthropoda, Insecta, Hymenoptera, Figitidae. The transcript is spliced from 19 exons. Gene Ontology annotation, cellular component: mitotic spindle.